Molecule: messenger RNA, 3305 nt
Organism: Psammomys obesus (fat sand rat)
Lineage: Eukaryota; Metazoa; Chordata; Mammalia; Rodentia; Muridae
Gene: Pola2
Product: DNA polymerase alpha 2, accessory subunit
Exons: 18
Coding region: 209-2002 (597 amino acids)
Biological process (GO): DNA replication; DNA replication initiation
Cellular component (GO): alpha DNA polymerase:primase complex
Molecular function (GO): DNA binding
Source: RefSeq, a predicted model, not a curated record
CGCCGGCCGCGGCGUUUGGCGGGUUUUUUCCCGGCGGCGCUCCUCGCGGAGAGGCUAGGCAGCGGCUCUCGGCAGGGAGUGUUCUCUGUGACCCGGUGGCUUCGGCCGCUGGGUCUCGUGGCGUGUCCCCGUGGCCUUCCCGCGAAGCUGAGCAGACUUGAGCCGAGGUCCGAGCCCGGCGGCCCCCUCCCGGGCCUCCCGGGUCACCAUGGCCGUGUCCACCCAGCAGCUGGCGGAGGAGCUGCAGAUCUUCGGCCUGGACUGCGAGGACUCCCUGAUGGAGAAGCUGGCAGAGCUGUGUGUUCAAUACAGACAGACUGAGGAGGGAAUGGUAAGCGAGCUUAUCGCCUUCUGCACCAGCACAGGGAAAAUGUACCUUACUUCAGAGAUCCUGCACUCUUUUGAACACGAGGUUCUGAACAAAAAAUUAUCCAAAGCUUGGCACAGUGCCUCCAAAAACAGUGGGCAUGCAGGAACGAGAGACAUUGUUUCCAUCCAAGAGCUAAUUGAAGCAGAGGAAGAAGAGGAGACGCUCUUGAACUCUUACACCACACCCUCUAAGGGUUCCUAUAAGCGAGCUAGCAGCUCCCUAGAAACCCCCCUAACAAAAAGGAGUGUCUCUGCUCUCAGCCCACAUCAGCUUCUCUCACCAUCAAGCUUCUCCCCAAGUGCUACCCCUUCCCAGAAGUACAACUCAAGAACCAACCGGGGAGAGGUGGUUGUCACCUUUGGAUCAGCGGAGGGCGUGUCUUGGUCCGGGAGAGGAAGUUCUGGAAGCGUCACCCUGAAGGCCAUAGAGCCCCUCACUGGCACCUACAAAUCUAUGUUUCAGCAGCUCCCAGAUAUUCGCGAAGCUCUGAUCUGUAAGAUAGAAGAGCUCGGCAGCGAACUGAAGGAGCAUUACAAGAUCGAGGCUUUUUCUCCUCUCCUAGUCCCAGCACAAGAGCCUGUCACCCUGCUGGGUCAGAUCGGCUGUGACAGCAAUGGGAGGCUGAACAGCAAGUCAGUGAUUCUUGAGGGAGACCGGGAACACUCCUCAGGCACUCAGAUUCCGGUGGAUUUGUCUGACCUCAAGGAAUAUUCCCUCUUUCCUGGACAGGUUGUAAUUAUGGAAGGAUUCAACACCACUGGUAGGAGAUUCACUGCCACCAAACUCUAUGAGGGUGUGCCGCUUCCAUUCUACCAGCCCACUGAAGAGGAUGGAGAUUCCGAGCAGACUAUGGUUUUAGUUGCCUGUGGACCUUAUACCACCUCUGACAGCACCGCAUACGAGCCCCUGCUUGAUCUGGUCACUGUCAUCAACCGUGACAGGCCCGAUGUCUGCGUCCUGUUUGGACCUUUCGUGGAUGCUAAACAUGAACAGGUGGAGAACUGUCAUUUGACGAGCCCGUUUGAAGAUGUUUUUAAGCAGUGCCUGAGGACAGUUAUCGAAGGAACAAGAAGCUCCGGCUCCAACCUUGUCUUUGUCCCAUCUCUGAGGGAUGUACAUCAUGAACCAGUGUACCCACAGCCGCCCUUCACCUUCUCUGAACUGCCUCGAGAGGACAAAAAGCGAGUGAGGUUUGUGUCAGAUCCCUGCAGCCUCUCCAUAAAUGGAGUAAUGUUUGGCUUGACGUCUACAGACCUGCUGUUCCACAUUGGGACCGAAGAGAUCUGUAGCUCUUCCGGGACUUCAGACAGAUUCAGCCGAAUCCUCAAGCACAUCCUGACGCAGAGAAGCUACUACCCACUUUACCCGCCCCACGAGGACAUGGCCAUAGACUACGAGAACUUCUAUGCCUAUGCCCAGCUGCUGGUCACCCCUGAUGUCUUCAUAGUGCCGUCAGAGCUGAGGUACUUCGUGAAGGAAAUCCUUGGCUGUGUCUGUAUGAACCCCGGGCGGCUCACCAAAGGACAAGUGGGCGGCACCUUCGGCCGCCUCUACCUCAGGAGGCAGCCCAGGGCCGCGGACGGCGGGGGCAGGCCGGGCCUGAGCGUGGCUGCGCAGGUGGUCAGAAUCUGAGCCUUCAGCCUGGGUCCUGCAGCCUCACAGACACCAGUGGCCCAGGCAUGGCCAUCUGAUGACCAGACCGUUGGUGUGCCUGACAAGGAUCUGGCCAUGGGGACAAUACUGCAGGGCUGGGGCCCCAUGGACUAUGCCUUGCCAUGAACCGCGCCUCCCUCCUUGCUUCACAAGGUAGAUAGGGUGUCCAGAAGUGAGCCAUCUGUGGAGACUGCCUGCCCAGAAAGGCAGAAAAACUUCGAUGUUCUGUAUGAAUCAAACAUGGCAUUUGAAGAAAUAAUUUUUUUUUUAGUAUAGCUGAUUUUAAUCUUCUUUUUUUUCUGAGUAGUGUCCUAGGAAUGCUGUCUACUUGACCUAUGUCCAGAGAAGGCAGAGCUUUGGUCACACUGGGCUCCUCCGUCCAGCCCCUUGGAGCUCUCCCAGCCUUACCCUGCAUCCUCCCAAAGUCCCCAGGCUACAGUUGCUGAGGAGGAAACUGGGCUGCAGAGCGAGCAGCUGGCAGCCUGCCCGGCUCUCCCUGCGCCGAGGCUCACAUGCGUGUUCUGGUCCCAGCCCCACCUCUCCAUCUGGAGGGGGCAGCCUGAUGAGCCCUUUGAUAGCUAGUCUCUGGCCAGUCUGGCUCUCUGCCAGGUCCAGCGCUCUCAGGUAAGGUCAGGGUUCGCAGGACACCCCCAUGCCCAUAUAUUCUGGCGUUUGGGGAGAGGCUGCAGAGUUAGAUUUCACACAGGUUUCUACCCCUUAUAAACAGGCUGUCCUGCUUCACCUGCCAAGGACAAAGUGGGAAAACCCCAGCUGCCAGGGCCUAGGAAGUCUUGACUGACAGAAAUGGGACCUCGAAGAGCCAGCCUGGGCUCACCUCUGAUGGGAGGAGGCCUCCGGGAAUGGGUUGCCCACCAUGAGACUGCUUCCUCUUGCCGUCUGUGAAAGUGCUUCGGAGGCUGGGCACGGCAGCCAUGCUGGCUGGUCUUACUUCAUCUUGACACACGUACUAGAGCUAUCUGCAAGGGGGGAGUCUCAGUUGUGAAGAUGCCUCCAUAAGAUAAGCCUGUAGGGCAUUUUAGUUAGUGAUUGGUGGCAGAGGGCCCAGCCUGUUGUGGGUGGGGCCAUCCCUAGGCUGGUGGCUCUGGGUUCUAUAAGAAAGCAGGCUGCACAAGCCAUGGGGAGCAAGACGGUAAGCAGCACCCUCCAUGGUGUCUGUGUCAGCUCCUGCCACCAGGUUCCUGCUCUGUUUGAGUUUUUGUCCAACUUCUUUCCUUGCGUCAAUGAUGCACAGCAAUAUGGAAUAGGAGCCAAAUAUACCCUU